CCCACCCAUCCUCCCUCCCUCCCUCUCCGGCCGCCUUGGCCAAGGAAGAGGACUGGCUGGCUGAGGCGCUGUCGACGUUGCGGUCUCCGUCCCCGCGGCGGCCGCCUCCUCCUCGCCGACUCCCCCUUUCCCGAAGAGAGAACUCGGGGCAACCAUGGCGGGCGUCGGGCUGUGAGCGCAAGCGAAGGAAGGGGGGCGUUUGGGCUCUGCUCGCCAUGGCUGGGCGCCGGGGCGCUGGCGGGGGAGGAGGGGUGGCGGCGGCGGCGGCGGCAGCGGCGGGGGGCUCCCUGGGGGAAGCGCUGCCACUGUCGUCCUGCUGUGUCGGGGGAGCCGCGACGGAGCCGGCCCGCGAACUCUUCGAGGCCUGCCGGAACGGCGACGUGGAGCGCGUGAAGCGGCUGGUGCGGCCCGAGAACGUGAACAGCAGGGACACGGCCGGUCGGAAGUCCAGCCCCCUCCACUUCGCCGCAGGUUUUGGACGAAGGGAUGUGGUUGAAUAUUUGCUUCAGAGUGGUGCUAAUGUUCAUGCACGAGAUGAUGGCGGCCUUAUUCCACUUCACAAUGCUUGCUCUUUUGGUCACGCUGAGGUUGUCAAUCUUCUUUUGGGCCAUGGUGCAGAUCCUAAUGCCCGGGAUAAUUGGAAUUAUACUCCUCUUCACGAAGCUGCCAUUAAGGGAAAAAUUGAUGUUUGCAUAGUACUGCUGCAGCAUGGUGCUGAUCCAGUUAUUCGUAAUACAGAUGGAAGAACAGCACUGGACUUAGCAGACCCAUCAGCAAAAGCAGUACUUAUAGGUGAAUACAAGAAAGACGAACUCUUGGAAAGCGCCAGGAGUGGAAAUGAAGAAAAACUAAUGGCUCUUCUCACACCACUAAAUGUCAACUGCCAUGCAAGUGAUGGCAGAAAGUCUACUCCAUUACACUUAGCAGCUGGCUAUAACCGUGUAAAGAUUGUUCAGCUGCUAUUACAGCAUGGAGCAGAUGUACAUGCUAAGGAUAAGGGAGAUCUGGUGCCUCUUCAUAAUGCGUGUUCCUAUGGUCACUAUGAAGUAACAGAACUUCUGGUCAAGCACGGAGCAUGUGUAAAUGCAAUGGAUCUGUGGCAAUUUACUCCUCUGCAUGAAGCCGCUUCUAAGAACAGAGUGGAAGUGUGUUCCCUCUUGCUGAGCUAUGGUGCUGAUCCUACAUUGUUAAACUGCCAUAAUAAAAGUACCAUUGACUUGGCUCCCACACCCCAGUUAAAAGAACGGUUGGCAUAUGAAUUCAGAGGUCACUCGCUGCUGCAGGCUGCAAGGGAGUCUGAUGUAGCGCGUGUAAAAAAGCACCUCUCUCUUGAGAUCGUAAACUUCAAGCAUCCCCAAACUCAUGAAACUGCCUUGCACUGUGCUGCUGCGUCUACAUAUCCAAAAAGAAAACAAGUAUGCGAGCUGCUUCUAAGAAAAGGAGCCAAUGUCAAUGAAAAGGCAAAAGACUUCCUGACACCUCUCCAUGUGGCAUCAGAAAAAGGUCAUAAUGAUGUUCUUGAAAUAGCUGUGAAACAUGAAGCAAAGGUCAAUGCUUUGGAUAGUCUUGGCCAGACAUCCCUGCAUAGAGCAGCACACUGUGGUCAUCUGCAAACAUGCAGGCUGUUGUUGAGCUCUGGCUGUGAUCCAACAAUUGUUUCUCUGCAAGGCUUUACAGCCUCUCAAAUGGGAAAUGAGAGUGUUCAACAAUUAUUACAAGAAGGUGUCCCUUUAGGCAAUUCAGAAGCAGAUCGGCAGUUGUUGGAAGCUGCAAAGGCAGGAGAUGUGGACACAAUAAGAAAGCUAUGUACAGUGCAGAGUGUGAAUUGCCGGGAUAUUGAAGGGCGUCAGUCCACACCACUUCACUUUGCAGCAGGAUACAAUAGAGUGUCGGUGGUUGAAUAUCUACUGCAACAUGGUGCUGAUGUCCAUGCAAAAGACAAAGGAGGCCUUGUCCCACUGCAUAAUGCUUGUUCUUAUGGACACUAUGAAGUGGCUGAACUACUUGUUAAACAUGGUGCAGUUGUCAACGUAGCUGAUUUGUGGAAGUUCACUCCUUUACAUGAAGCUGCUGCAAAGGGGAAAUAUGAGAUUUGUAAGCUUCUGCUACAACAUGGAGCUGACCCCACAAAGAAAAACAGAGAUGGGAAUACUCCAUUAGAUCUUGUUAAGGAUGGUGAUACGGAUAUUCAGGAUCUCCUUAGAGGAGAUGCAGCUUUGCUAGAUGCUGCAAAGAAGGGCUGUCUGGCUCGGGUGAAGAAACUGUGUUCUCCUGAUAAUGUAAAUUGUCGUGAUACACAAGGCCGACACUCAACUCCUCUACACUUAGCAGCUGGUUACAAUAAUUUAGAGGUUGCAGAAUACCUGUUACAACAUGGAGCUGAUGUUAAUGCACAAGACAAAGGGGGGUUAAUUCCUCUACACAAUGCAGCAUCCUAUGGGCAUGUAGAUGUAGCAGCUUUACUUAUAAAGUAUAAUGCGUGUGUAAAUGCUACGGACAAAUGGGCUUUCACACCUUUGCAUGAAGCAGCCCAGAAAGGAAGGACACAGCUUUGUGCCUUAUUAUUGGCACAUGGAGCUGAUCCUACUCUGAAAAACCAGGAAGGACAAACGCCAUUAGACCUAGUCACCGCAGAUGAUGUUAGCGCAUUACUGACUGCUGCCAUGCCUCCUUCUGCCUUGCCAUCUUGUUACAAACCUCAGGUUAUAAAUGUAUCUCAAAACACGGGAUCUGCUGAUUCACUUUCUUCUGUUCCAUCCAGCCCAUCUAAUCUUUCAGCUGCCAGCAGUCUUGACAACUUGUCUGGUAGCUUUUCUGAACUUGCAGUUGUUAGUUCAAAUGGUGCUGAAGGGGCUACUGGUUUGGAGAAGAAAGAAGUUUCAGGUGUAGAUUUUAGCAUAAAUCAAUUUGUGAGAAACCUUGGGCUUGAGCAUUUGAUUGACAUAUUUGAAAGAGAGCAGAUAACGUUGGAUGUACUAGUUGAAAUGGGACACAAAGAAUUAAAGGAAAUUGGAAUUAAUGCUUAUGGACAUAGACACAAAAUAAUUAAAGGAGUUGAAAGACUGAUCUCAGGACAGCAAGGCCUUAAUACCUACCUGACUUUGAAUACGUCUGGUAGUGGAACAAUCCUCAUAGAUCUUUCUCCUGAUGACAAAGAGUUUCAAUCAGUAGAAGAAGAGAUGCAGAGUACAGUUCGAGAGCACAGAGAUGGUGGGCAUGCUGGUGGGGUUUUCAACAGAUACAACAUUUUAAAGAUACAAAAAGUGUGUAACAAAAAACUCUGGGAAAGGUACACUCACAGACGGAAAGAGGUUUCUGAAGAGAAUCAUAAUCAUGCUAAUGAAAGGAUGUUGUUUCAUGGUUCUCCUUUUGUCAAUGCAAUUAUUCAUAAAGGUUUUGAUGAGAGACAUGCUUAUAUAGGUGGAAUGUUUGGAGCUGGAAUUUAUUUUGCUGAAAAUUCUUCCAAAAGUAAUCAGUAUGUAUAUGGAAUUGGUGGUGGUACAGGUUGCCCAGUUCACAAAGACAGAUCUUGUUAUGUCUGUCAUAGGCAGUUGCUGUUUUGCCGUGUUACAUUGGGCAAGUCUUUUCUGCAGUUCAGUGCAAUGAAAAUGGCUCAUUCUCCUCCAGGACACCAUUCAGUUACUGGGCGGCCUAGUGUAAAUGGACUAGCUUUAGCAGAAUAUGUCAUUUACAGAGGAGAACAGGCCUAUCCAGAGUAUUUGAUUACUUACCAGAUUGUGAGGCCUGAAGCCACCACAGAAGCUUGAAAUUCCAAAUUGUUUGCAUAGAUGGAGAUCUAAUGAAGAAUAAACUGAAUGGCUGAAAAAUUGUAUGUCACCCCUACGAGCAUUGUGGUAGAAAAUUGGAAUAAAAUCAACAUUUUGACUUGGUAAAGCUUUAAUAAAUGUAUAAUAAGUUUUUUCUAAACAUUUCAGAAACUUCCUUUUUCUGCACUUUAACAGAUCUCAUUCCAGGUGAUACUGGGUUUGUCUGUACUAAAUUAUAAAACAAAUAUUAACUUGAACUGUGUUUUCUAUAUGCUGUUACAGUGAAAUCUAGCAAACUGUAUUGCUGUACAGGAACUCAUUUUACUAAUACUGUGUACUUUAAAACACUACAUUUACACAAGUACAAUUGCGUUUGUAAAACUGUAAAUAAGAGCUUUUCUACUAGCCUGGUAUUUAUUUACAUUGUUUUGUAAUAUACGUGUUUCAAAAUCACAACAUACAUGAAUCAAACAUUGCAUUAUUCGUUGCAUCUCACUGCAUGCAGUUUGGAGGACCCCAUGUAAUUCUUUUCAGUCAGGAGAGAAGUAUAUGCCUGAUUUUAGCUAAGUAGAAAAUUAUCCAAUUUUUGGAGGAAAAUAUGAUCCAGCAGCUGGUUGUUAAGUCAAACACAUUCCUCAGAAACCAGGCAGAACAUUCCAAUUCAUCAGAGGUUAAAUAUCUGUUUGAGAAGGUGAAUAAAAGUUUCCAUACUCACAGCCCAGCUAAACUUGGGCACACAUUGCAUACAAAGGCAAUAUAUUUUGUAUUAAGUAUUUAUGAAUACUGUAUCUCCCUGUUCCUUUUCAGCACUACAAAACUAAGCAUAAAGGGCUCUGAAAUCAAAAGUCAAACUUCCUCUUGCAAACAUCAAUCCUAAAUAGAAUUGCCUCUUUUUCUUCUCUUAGUUGGUUACACACGCACACGCGCGCACACACACAGAGCGAGAGAGAGCCUUCUGUAGGCUUUGAUCUUGCAAGUUGUCCUUCACAAUGUGGGUUCUGCACCUCUGCUGUAGUCCCCCCAAAAGGAUUUGAUAGCUCCGUAGAGCACUCUGUAGUUCUGCCCUUGGCGCACAGCACGCACUCUACAUCUCCGGUGGCAGAGCGCCCUUUGGCUUAGUUCCUUCUUGACCACCAUCAUGUGUGCCUUGCUUAGGACUUGCUCCCUGUUCAUGCUCAGUUCCUGGAAAGAAAUCAAAAGUUGUUUUUGUGGGAUUUCACAGACUUUGACCAUGGUUUGCUAAAGUUUACUCUAUAGCAAACGUUAUAGUCCUAGUGUUUCAGACUUUUUUCUCCUAAUUUUUGCUUGAUGGAUGCUAAGAAAACUUCCUGUGGUGGGAUGCUCCUGUCUUCUAGUAAAUAUAAUUGGUGCUCUGCUUAGGGGAAGACUACAUUUUCUGUUACAAAAUUUACCUAUCUUUCUCUAAACAAACCAGAAAGAGUUAAGAAAUUGUGUUUGAGGGCUGUGGUUUAUGAAAAAGCUUUGUGCCCUCCAACUUGGAUCCCACCAUCCCCAUUACUGUCGACAUUGACUUAGCCCAACCAGCAGCACUCAAAAUUGACGUCGGGAUCGAAGCAUUUUCCAGAUAGAGCCUCCCAUAUGGUAUGCGCUGUUUCACAGCACUCCAAGGAUGUUUUCAAGAAAUUGUAUGAUGUAUCAAGAGAUGGCCACCACAAGCACCGUAAGAAGCACAAACAUCAGGAAGAAGAUUCUCCAUUCUGUUCUGUAUCCAAACAUUGAAAGAUGUUGAUGUUCUCAGUGGCCCAGAUAUCAACAUCAUCAACCUCCUACGCUACCUAUCCUUCACUGGCAGCUUCAAGGGGCAAAUCACUAGUCCCACCGUCACUGCUCAACCACCGAUUCCAGCCUCGACAUCUAAAGAAUCAAUUCUGUUGGAAUGAGAAUGGACUCCUUCACCUUCAGUGGUUCAAGCUACAACUCCAGUGGCCUCUCAGUCAUUGUCAUCUUCUCUGGAGCUUCUUCAAAUCUCUCUUAGUCAGUCGUCGACAUUGAUUCCAGCAUCAACAUCGGCACCAGUGCUGACACUGAACAUUCUCUUACCUUCUACACUGACAGUUGUGAUGCCAAUUCUGAUUAUUCCUAUAUCGACCAUGGAGUCAGUUUUUGAACUUACUAUCAUGCUCGCUUCAGACUUUGGGAUUGAUUUUUCUCUCAAUGCCACCAGUAUAGAAGGAUUUCCCAUUCUACACUUACAUUACAUUGACUCCAUUGUAGGCUCUUCCCACACAACACCCUCUGGCUUUACUUUCAAGGGGUUUUCAUUACAUGGUCUUGAUACUGAAGAAGACAUAGGCUCUGGUGCACUGCCUAUUCCCAUUCCCAAGACACCUUCAGCUUCCUCAACAAGGGUAACUCCUUCUUCCUCUCCAUCCUACCAUCCAAACUAUCCAUGGAAAGAGGUAUCAUUUCUCAGGCCCCAGGUACUCCUCUUUCAGAAGACAAAUGGAUUACUGGAGUUCUCUGGGAGCUCUUGACCUGGUAAUAUCAGGAGGUUAGGGAGAUUCAGAAACCCUCGCCAUCCCUCCCUUAUGACUAUAACGAGUUCAGACUCUGGAAAUUAAGGAAACUCAAAUCUGCUUCCACUUCCCAAGAUAGGGCUCUGCUAAGGACCCAAGCAUGUCUUUCAAAAAGCCACCAAAUCCUCCACCUCCUCCACAACCUUCCCAAGAAAAGCCUAGAGAGAGCAUACACACUCUUUCUCCAGAUGUACAGAUCAUUCCUCCUCUGACCCCCAGAAUAAUCCCACAGCUCCUGGGAGAGAGAGAAAUUGUAUGAUGAAUACACUUCCACAUCUGAUUCAGAUGAUGCUACUGUUCUAUUCUUUUGAAGAGACAGUACCUAAUCAGCCUUCUGACUCUGACUGAGAACACAAAGUUCUACCGUAUUCAUGUGACAGAAAUGGCGAAGGUCCUUGGCUUGGAACUAAAAUCGCCAAUGCCAGAGGUUAAUGACCCGGUUUAUGACUACAUGUCUUAAGAAAUUCACAACCAGCUCUUCCUAUGCUACCAGUUUUAGUGAACUCUUCCCAAUCAGCAUGGGAUGCUCCUUCUUCAGUCUCAACCUCUAAAAGACUCAAGAAUUUCUAGAGUCCAAGAAGAGUGCUCUUUUCUUUUUAAGUAUCCUCCACCUAACUCUUUAUUGGUAGAUUGUGCCAUGGGAGGUAGAUCCGGGAGGAAACAUUCUGCUCCCAAAGAAAAGGAGGGUAGGAAAUUGGACUCAUUGAGUCAUAAGUUCUACUCAUCCUCCUGCCCGUCCAUUAGAAUAGCCAGUUACAUGGCCUGUAUGGCCAAAUAUCAUCAUUCUAUUUGGGAGAGUUUUAUCUCAGGGAAGCAACUAAAUCGCUUAAAUCCAAGUUUUAAGGAAAUUUUAAAUCUGCAGGUGUUACCCAGCAACACUUGAGUAUGGCCAAACACCUUACAGAAACUGAGUCCUGCACACUCACAGGUGCUAUAACGUUAUAUUGCCAUGCCUAGUUACAUUCCACUCCAAGCUGCUAUGAGGGACAAAAUGGAAAAUCUCCUGUUUGACGGUGAUGGCUUAUUCAGCUCCCAGACAGAUGACACCAUGGAAAAGAUGAUGUCUAAGUUUCAAGCAAAAACCUUCGUAUUUUCUUCUACCUCUCAAUCCUGCGCUCAGAAGUUAGAGGAAAUGUGGGAGACAAAAGUUUCAGUUCAGUACAAGACUGCAAGGACUAUAGAAGGUCCUCCCAGUUCAAUAAGAGAAGGCCCUAUACACAAAAGAACAACCACAACAGAAGUCCAAGCACCAAGACUAGUCAAAGCAGACCCCUUUUCUGUUCAUUCCUUCACACCCUUCCGAUAUUGGGCUAGUCCCUUUUUCUCCAGCCUGGCAUGGCAUUACAUCCGACGCCUGGGUGUUCUAUAUCAUCUCCGGAUAUGCAAUUGAAUUCACCACCACCACCCUAUUUGGGGGGACAAAACCCACGUUGUGAAUGAUCCCGGCUCACCUAAAUACCACCUGUUACAGGUAAGCAACCUGUUUUUAGGAACAAAGUAAGCUGUCCUAUACCAAGUUAAACCACUGGUCCAUCCAGCUCAAUAUUGUCUACACAGACUAGCAGUGGUUUCUCCAAGGUUAAAGGCAGAAGUCUCUCUCAGCCCUGUCUUGGAGGUGCCAGGGAGGGAACUUGGAACCUUCUGCAUAAAAGCAGGCAGAUGUUCUUCCCAGAGCACCUCAUCCCCCGAGAGGAAUAUCUUACAGUGCUCAUACAUGUAGUCUCCCAUUCAAAUGCAAACCAGGGCAGACCCUGCUUAGCAAAGGGGACAAUUCAUACUCCACUUAUUGUGGAUGGCGGCUGAGGUUUUUCCUCAAAAUCACUGGAGGCAAAAGGGUAUAAAAGGAAAUAACCACCUUCAGGGUAUUGAUUUCUUAACCAUUUUUAAUAGAUGUGUUGCUUAUUCAUUCAUUUCCAUGGAAGAUUGCCUGAUCAUUUUAAAGACUUUUAUGUAAAUAUAAACAAUUUAAAGAUUUCAUUGGUCCAAUCUUAAAUUAAACAUGUUAAAUGCAUCAUAUAGGAGUGUAACCCAUAAUGUAAUUAUGGAUUGUCACAUUAUAGAUUUUUACAAGAGAUUGCCAAGACUGCUUGAACUGUAUUAAGACUUGAGUCUUAAAUAAUUGUGAAGUCAAUGCAUGGGUAGUUAUGAAAUCAUGUGGAAAACCUGGUAAACAUCAUAUUAUGUGAUUGCUGCAAGCAGUACAGAAGAUGCAGUAAAUAAAGGGCAUAUUUAAUUUGUAUGGUACUUUCUCACUGCAUGUUUUUCACUCACUAGCUUAGCCAAUGCUGGAAUUGGUGUUCAUGAAAACUAUGAUUUGAGAUUUUAGUUUCAUUACUGAAAAUAUUUCAUUCUUUGUGAUGAUUAUUUAAUGUGAUGUAAAUUAUUGUGGUGCGGUAGCAUUUUAAAUGGUACCACUAGCUUGGUUAGAAUGUUGUUAAUUUUGCAUGACACAUCUUGCUUUUUCUGAAGGUGGGAAACCUAAUUAAUGGUUUUGAUUGUGUUGACUUGAGGUGGAUUCUAGCCUCCUGUGCAAUUAGUGCUUUAAUCAUCUUGAAGUGUCUUACUUGUAUUGUACUGCAUUCCAUACCAUUCAACCCUAAAUAAACUUCAUUCACAAUCUU
Molecule: messenger RNA, 8925 nt
Organism: Hemicordylus capensis (graceful crag lizard)
Lineage: Eukaryota; Metazoa; Chordata; Lepidosauria; Squamata; Cordylidae
Gene: TNKS2
Product: tankyrase 2
Exons: 27
Coding region: 216-3767 (1183 amino acids)
Cellular component (GO): nucleus; cytoplasm
Molecular function (GO): NAD+ poly-ADP-ribosyltransferase activity; protein binding
Source: RefSeq, a predicted model, not a curated record